Messenger RNA from Porites lobata, 8926 nucleotides. The record is from the annotation of a GenBank genome assembly. NCBI's taxonomy places the organism in Eukaryota, Metazoa, Cnidaria, Anthozoa, Scleractinia, Poritidae.
CCAUGUCCAAAAUUGCUCAUCUUUGUAUUGUCCGUCGGAACUGAUCCUGCCGCCGAAACCCCUUUUGUUCAUAUAUCUGCGGACGCUGGCGUCCGCAAAUUGGCUUAUUGAAAUGCGCGAAAAUCGAAAACAGUCGAGAUGGCAUUUUUAUCUAAAGAAAACUGUUUUAAAACCCGAGCAAGAAUCAGCUAUUUGUUCUGGCGGUUUUGCACUGGGUUUACCAAAUGUUUGUACGCGCUUGAUAGUACACUGAGAGGUCAUGACAUACAUAUCGAUUGACUGUAGUUAUUGUUUUCCAGUCGAAAACUUUUUUUAUUACGGCUGAAUAAGGGUUCCAAUUUUCUCCAAAGUGCCUUCUGGAUCUGAAUAACUAAGCGAAUUUUUUAGUCCGUGAGUGUAAUGUUUUUCUGCAAUGGCGAGUUGCGACACUUGAUUGACAGAAAAAUCGGAUUACUAGAAAAUUGGUAGUUUAUGCAAAAACAUAGGCUCUUAGGUCCCCCUUCCCAGAUGAUCGCAACGUGGUCCCAUAAAAAUGAUCGAACGAACAUCUGGCGACAUCUGGCGACUCAAAUAGUUUAAACAGAGUGGGAAUGAUGGCUUUCUAUUAAGAGAUCUUUGAGCGCGAGUAUCAAAGUAAAAACGUCGAGCAAUCAAGGGAGGUGGGGGUAAACCAAAGCGUGGUCACACAUAAGAGAGGGACUAAAAGAAUAGUGGUUAUGUUCAAGCUGUGGUCGCAACGAACGGUGAUCACAGAAGAUUUCCUGCUUGUUGUAGAUAAGGACAAAACAUGUCAAUAACCAGAACUCUUUGCAAGAUUGUCAUCGCGGCGAUGUUGUAAAUUAAGUGCAGAGAGACAGUACAAUAACCUUUCCCCGUGUCAACUUCUCUAGGGCCCUCGUGCUGAAGCUAUGAUGCGCUCAGCAAUGGAGCGCGGAAAGUGGGUCUUUUUCCAGAACUGUCACUUGGCCCCCAGCUGGAUGCCAUCUCUGGAGAGGCUUGUAGAGAACAUUGACGUGGACAAGGUACAGAAUAAUGCUAUGGAUACACCUCGUGCUCUGUCAAUUGUACAGGACUGUCAGAAGUCAAAAAGUGGUCGAAAAAAAAUCUUCACAGUCAGAGAAAUGUCAGAGAAUUUUACUCUGGGUCAGAAAAAAUGAUAUUUGGAGAAACAUGAGCAAGAGCUACAUAUUUACUCAUCAAGCACGAAAACUGAGCGAAAAGACGGCCGUAAGUGGUCCAUAGAGGCCGCUACUAUAUUAGCCUUUUUGUAUUACGUUCUUCAAUCAAGUUUAAUUUUAAAUCUCAGAUUUUAAGUCAGUUAAUGUAUCAAAUUUAUCGACAGGUUCAUCGCGAUUUCCGCCUGUGGUUAACCAGCAUGCCUAGUCCCAAGUUUCCAGUCUCCAUUCUACAGAAUGGUUCAAAAAUGACAGUGGAGCCUCCCAGGGGGAUUAAGGCCAAUCUACUGAGGUCGUUCACUGGAUUCAGUGACGACUUCUAUGCUAGCUGUAAGAGGGUGAGUACACUAUACAGACCAGAUCAAAUCUGAAGCUAUUUUGCAUUCCGCACAAGUUAUAGUGUUACAUAAGUGCUAAUUAACUCCAACGCACGAGAACAUUUUUGAGCCUGAAUAGGACAGAUAGGACCAUAAGGCAUCAGAAACGAAGUAAAACAGCAGAAUGCCAUACCAGCUUUUUUUGACUCACGUUCAAAGUUUAGUGAACUUCAGUGUACAGAACUUAGCAGUUAACGGAGUACAGAUUAAACCGUUUGUUCAAGAACUGGCGUAAGACUUCUCUUCAACAGGGGAUACAACAUGUAUCCAAAUCAGAAGCACUUUUACUCUACGUUUGCACGCGUUUUAAGUUCUACAUUUUCGUCAAAGUUUAGAAUGCAUUUUCCCAAGUCGAGAUCUCUAACACGAGAGAGGGUUUUUUAUGGGCUCAUCGCCAUGAGAAUAAUUGACGAGAACGGUCAAUACUUAUAAUACCAUUUUCUCUUUGCAGGAAGAGUUCAAAUUUCUUCUUUUCUCUCUGUGUCUUUUCCACGGUGUUACGUUGGAGAGAAGGAAGUUUGGAGCGCUUGGUUUUAACAUUCCUUACGAGUUUACCACUGGGGACUUAAGGAUCUGUAUCAGUCAACUGAGUAUGUUCCUAGAAGAAUAUGAAGGAGUGGUACCCUUUAAGGUAAAUUGCCUUCAUUUUUUUUUGUGCUGUCAACUCUCCCGGACAAUCUGGGAGACUCCAGAUUUUGAACCUUAUUUCCCGGUCUCCAGAUUAGAGUCUUAAAUCUCCCGGAUAAUCGCCGAGGUUUGCCAUUUCUUGUAGACUCGACUCUCUGACAAUGAAAUUUCAAAUAUUCGAACUUUCCCUCAUAAACUCCAGUAUACCAUUGUAAUAAAAGCAAUAACGUGAUUGGUGGGAAGUAAACCAAUCAGGUCAAAUGUUACAAUUCCAACAACGUCUUUUUCGCGCGUUUUUUUGCAGAAAUGUCGUCAUGUGCUGUGCAUUGUGACGUCAUCUAUCACCCCGUCCCUAUCAAUUCUCAAUAUUUAAAGACGUGGGGGAUUGACAGCCCUGAUUACUUGAAACACAGUGUUUUAUCCGAUAUUCUACCAUCACUAGAGAAGUGAGUUAAGUCCUAAAGGGGCUGUGACAUGGCUGUCUAGUUCAUUUUGUCAAUAAUCGGUGGCAAUCAGGCUUCCUUAUUCGCUAUGGAGCAUGAGAAAUUAUUUGUGAAUAACAAAAUCACAGUUUCGUUUCAAACUAAAAUGUUUCACAAGCAUUAUAUCAAACGUUACAAACAACAGCAACGAACCUUGAGAUACUGUAAGGCCAACAAGUUUUCAAAAACCACAAUUGCAAUCCGUUUCAAUCUCAAGUCUUUGGGUUUAUCCCAUUCGUGCCUUCUUUUGUAUUUGCUAUAUUAUUUAUACCUCUUUUUCUUAUUUGAGCGGUUAUUUUUAUGUUUAACUCAGGUUUGUGGUGUUUCCCACUGUUUGAAUUUUGAUAAAUUUCGUGACACAACUCCUUCAAGCCUUUAGAGUAAUCAGCAUCCAAAUUCUCCCUGUAAUAUCUGUGCUUUAUAAAACAAAGUGGUCGCGAGAAUUACGGACUAUGGUCUCACAAGGUGAAUUUCAUUGAUACCUUAGCAACUUCUCCUCGUUUGGGGACAACAAAAGAGAAAUUAAAUUUUGAUAUUAAAGUCUCUUAAGACUCUUAAAAACGAGCCUUACUAACCUUCACAACGCAGGCUGUUGUAAACGUUUGAUGUUGUACAGUAUUUGGCAAUUUGUACAAUAGUUUGAGCCCCCGUUUUGGUAAAAACGCUCUAAAUUUUUCUCUAAUUGCAAGCCCUUACUUCAAGUGGGCAAAUAUAAAUCGCAAAUAAAUACAUAAUUGGUUCAGGAGUUCACGAGCUUAAAAUACGAAGGAUGCCUGGUAGACAAAAUUCUGGUCAUUACAAUCCAUUAUGUUUGGAACGUUUUGUUAUAGUCUGAAUUGACGAAAGCGUGACGUGGCCUGCGCGCGAGCUCUCCAUCGCGAAAAAACGCCGCUCUUUGCACUCUCGUCUCCUUUCGCGUGCUGCUCUCGCGUGCUGCUCUCGCGUGACUUCUCGCAACUCCACCAAAUGGAGAGCUUGCUCGCAGGCUAAGCUUGACUUUUUUUUUUCUUGCUGUAGGUUUUAAAGUACACCGCUGGCCACAUCAAUUACGGUGGGCGCGUAACCGACGAUUGGGACAGACGCUGUAUCAUGAAUAUCUUGAAUGAUUACUACUCGCCUGAUGUGCUCAGUGAUGAACACAAGUUUUCUGAGUCAGGGAUUUAUCAUCAGCUACCUGUUACAGCUGAUCAUGAGGUAUAUUUAAUAGCAGCUUUAGUCUGUGAACACCCGGCUUCUUCUCUUCUGUAAGGUUUACCUUUGAACCAAUAGGCCACUUCCGAGUUCCAAAAACUCUCACUUUCAAAAUGAGGCUAGGUGCACAACCUUUCUUGUGAAAAUGAGUUUUAUUUGCACGAGAACGAAAAAUGAUUUCCCAGUAUCAAAGGCUGAGCACCUACCCUCGUUUUGAAACAGAGGCCCGGGGGAACUCGGAAAUGGCCUAUUGGGUAUACACAGAUUUUAUUAGAAACUGGUUCAUUUGUUUAAUACAGUUCCCGAGUUUGGUAUUUUAUUUCAAGAGAAAGUGGCCGUUGAUUUCUUCUUCUGGUCAUUCUUACAAAAUGAAAUCACGGGUUACAAAAUGUCUCACUCAACUCUACUUACGAAUGUAAAAUGAUUAUUACAAUUUCGUAUCCUAAGUGCCUCAGAAUAAUUGUUGGCGACUACAUCAACUGCAAGGCAAAAGCGUUCUUCAAGGAUAUGUUAAUUGCCGAGUUCUAUUGAAGUAGGAGAAACGUUACAAGCCUACGAAAGGAAAUGAAUCAUAUGAGUCAUAUAAGUUACACUAAGGCUCUAUUAGUCUAUUUACACUGAUGAAACAGUCUUAGCCGUAUGUCUAAAGGAGACAGUGUACGUUUGUAUGCCACAGUUAUUCCAGAAACAUUUUUCGGAAUAAACGUUAUUAAUAUGUGAAGUUUGUUUUUCACAGCAUUAUCUCCGUUACAUUCGUGGUCUACCCAUCAACGAUACCCCGGAGAUAUUUGCUCUUCACGAGAACGCCAACAUCACGUUUGCUCAGAAUGAGACUUUUAGUUUGCUUCGAGGAAUACUCAAGAUGCAGCCACGGUCAUCAUCCGGCUCUGGCAGGUCACGAGAAGAGGUGUGUUUUAGGAAUUGGGUAUCAUGAAAUGCAGGCGCUUACUCUUGGAGGCGGGUGACGGGGGGUGGGGCUGAAAAGUCAAAGAAGCAGGGAGGGAGCAAGACUCGUCUAUCCUUGUUCCCAUCCUGUUGGUCGCUUUUUAGACAUUUCCAUUCUUCUUCUGUUGUAACGUCCAAGACGGCGACUAAAGGCUAAUUACAGGACAUACAGAGGGUUCUCUAGCCCGAAAAAAAAGGCCUGCACUGCAGACUAGAAUGGGGAACUUAUAGCCUUGCUAAUCACUGUAAUGCACCAGACUUAAAUCCACAACAUGCUAUGCCCGGAAACAGAAGCAGCCGCUCCGCCGAGCGUAGUCGGCAUGCGCAGUCGUUGCCACGCGCGUUAAAACAGGUAACCAAUUGGUUUCACUUCUAAUUGUCCAGAAAAAGUGUUUCAGCCUUUCAUUUUCACUGUCAGACUAUUUCCUCUCUUAAAUUGAAAGUUUAUAAAAAGGAAAAUGGUAGUUUGUUAUUUCCAGAUAUUUUUCUUUUUUUUUUGACUAAACGGAGUUUGUUUCCUAGGUGAUGGAGGAAGCUGGUCGCAGUAUCCUGGAAAAAGUUCCACAGCCCAUAUCUGUUUCAAUGGUAAUGGAGAAACACCCGGUGCGGUAUGAAGAGUCAAUGAACACAGUGUUGAUCCAGGAAGUUAUUCGAUACAAUAAACUGUUAGUGACCGUCAGACAGACACUAAACGACCUGCUCAAGGCUCUCAAGGGUCUGGUAGUGAUGUCACAAGCGUUGGAGACAAUGGCGAACAGUAUUUAUAACAACGCUGUACCUGAUUUGUGGGCCAGUAAGGUAUGUAAACACCAGUAAAAAUCGAAGUAAUUAUUUUACCAUUUUAACUCAAAAUACUCGUUGUUCUCGUUGCAACUUCGUGAUUGUCUAAUCAUUUUUUGUUAUUAUACGACGAACAAAGCAAGACUUCCACAUCAUAACAUUUGGUCCAAUUUUGCUUGUUAAGAAAAAUUAACCCUGUAAGAAACCGAGAAAUAUUUAAGUCAAUGUUGAACUCUAUUGUAUUAUGUAAGUUAAAUCAGUCAGUAUUUACUUGGGCGGAGCGCCAAGUAAAGGAUUUGCGACUCUCAGGAAUGGUUUCAAAGCUGCUUUUUUCGGGACAAGAUUGGGCACACAAGUUCGUGACUUUUCGGUUUGUUUAAGCUUGUUACACUAUAUCGAUGUGUUCGUUUCCAGGCCUACCCAUCGCUAAAACCGCUGGCCUCUUGGGUAACUGAUCUGGUGGCUCGCGUUCAGUUUAUUGACAAGUGGAUCGAACAUGGAAUUCCUCCAGUAAGUCACAUACCUUAGUCUCCUUUAUUUAUCUCCCUCCAAGUGACGUAGCUCCUCCUUAUCGAAGUUUCUUUUAAGUUGAUGGCCAAAAAAAAUAAUUAAUGUUCUUCAAAUAUAUAACUACAAACUUAGCUUCACGCUAUUUGCUCUUUUUGAAAAGCUAAAAUAUGUCUUUGCAUCAAUUGAAUUCCAAGAAUAAUGGUCCAGUUUUGUUAUUUAAUGCUAUAUUUAGGCGUUGAAACUUUUUCCUGUGGUCUGGUGCUUAUACGGAUGGCAAUUAUGGACAUAGAUUGAAAUGCCAUGCUCGCAAAAAUCUUCAAGAAAUAUUAUGUUUUGUGCUCCUAUAUGAAAUUUGUUGGAUAUCUCCUUCAUAUCUCUACAGGAGUUUUUGGCGGGGGUAAUCGAACUAAGUAAGAUAACAAUAUCCUCGUCGCCCUGUUAAAUAUUCUUUACUGACGUUUUGGGGGUAUUUUUUGGCAGGUCUUCUGGAUAUCAGGAUUCUUCUUCCCUCAGGGAUUUCUGACUGGGACUCUUCAGAAUUAUGCAAGAUCCUCCUCCAUAUCAAUCGAUGUCAUCACAUUUGACUUUGAGGUAACUGCUAGUUGUGAGAAAACGUCAGUUGUUUUAUGGGGAAAACUAAAAUGAAGCUGUAAUUUAACAAAGUCGUGGAUAAUUGCUUUAAUUAACCUGACAUCCACUCAAGAGUUGUGAUAUUUUCAGAGGGUUUAUUUCAUUUGUCUCCAUGAAAAAAGGUAACCGCCUUGGAAUUUUUAAUGGUGAAGUUCACGAAUACGUGUAGUACUCCACAAACAUUUCACGAAUGCAUGCAGCACUUUGCCAAAGGGUUAAUAGUAAAGGCCUCUUAUUUCAGGUCGGUCGCACGAAAGAACUAUCUGGUUAACAAACUUGAGGCCAGCUGUGCGCUCUCUGUACCCAUUUCUGUAGCUCUCCAUUAGUGCACCACUUAAGCUAUGGUAAAACAGGCAACAAAAAAACGUGCAACUUGUUUUGCAACAUUAUUGGAGAAUUUGUUAUAUAGCGAUGUUGCGCGUUUUACCACCCACGUUCAAACCUGUUUUGCAGCCACUAAAGGUUGCGCAACAUCUCUUUUCAAAUCGUUUUGCAGCAAUACUGUGAAACAAGUUGCCCGUUUUUGUUGCCCGAAUUACCGCGCCUUCACCCGUGUUUUUUGUGGUUUUUCUGUUAACAGGUGAUGAAGAAAACUGAAGCAGAGCUGACUUCGCGUCCAAGUAACGGCUGUUUCAUCCGAGGGCUUUUCCUUGAAGGCGCCAGGUGGGAUUACGAUAAACACGAGCUGGCCGAGUCUCGACCAAAGGAACUGUACACUGAUAUGCCGAUCAUCUGGUUAAAGCCGACUGCCAACCGAGAGAAACCUGAGAAGGGCAUUUACGAAUGUCCAGUGUAUAAAACAUUGACCCGAGCCGGUAAGUUUUGUUGUCAUGUCAUUGAGAUUCUACUUCGACAAGUGAGUUGUAUCGCUGCUUGUUUUGCAAAUAAUUCGAUACGUUACGUUAUCUUCUAGAAAAUAAACAGCAGUCAGUUAAGGCUGUACAGUGUAUCGUUUGAUUUGAAAAUGGCGCACUUAGGCUAUGUCGACACGAAUCCGGACAUUUUUGAAACCGCAUUUUUUUUUAAGUAAAAUCCAACUAGUGGUCUAUUAUCAAUGCUGCGUUGUGAUUGGUUGAGCUGCUACUAGGCUAUAUAUUAUAGCCCAUUAGUAGCGAAAAGCGCCGGAUUUUUGGCGGCAAAAAAGGAUUUAAGUCUUGCUUUAAGUUGUUGUCUCGAUAUUUUUGACCAACUAGUUGGAUUUUACUGAAACAAUUAUUCCUCUCGCCCUCAUGGCCUCUAAGUCAAUAGCUCCUCAUUCGGGCUCGAGGAAUAAUUGUUAAUUGUUCGGAUUUGUGUGGACAGAAGGCCGAUUCGUGUAAAAAAAAUUACCACUUUAUUACAUCCAUUUUUACCUGCCAUUAGAUUUGAUACUUGAAGCAAGAUAUUAGAUUUGAAAUCUGUUUGGUUGUGCUGUUUCAGUGUUCUUCUUUCAUUGGCUGGGAAAAAAAAUGCGAUUUAGAGCAAAAAAUAGUGCGAUUUGGGAAUACGUCUCACUGCUGAGAGCCAAUCGGAUUGCACGGACUGCGGGCAGUGAUUUCAAAGUGAAUGUAAUGAGUGUGGACAUGGCCUCAUUUAUUUUCUUUUGUUUUGUUGACCCCUAGGUACUCUGUCUACAACGGGGCAUUCGACAAACUUUGUCCUUCCAGUGGAGAUACCAAGCAACCAGCCACAGCGACACUGGAUCAAAAGAGGGGUGGCUCUUAUGUGUGCGCUCAACUACUAAAAUAUCGCGCAUUGCAUGUAAUGACUUAGGUACAACAACAGCUUCUGAUUGUUUUCAGCAUCCCCAUUAUAUCAUUCGUACGUUGUAGUUGUUUUGAAAUAUUAAGAAGCUUGGAAUAUUUGUCAACUGCGUAGAGAGUAGUGCUCGCUAUUCAUGUUUGACUUUUUUACUUUCGUGUGUUGCGUAGUAAAGUAGCUUUAUAUGAGGCCGUUGAAUAAGUGUCCGGCUGUUUCGUUACAAAAUCGUUCCGCCACAAGUCUACUUUGGGAGCUUCUAGAUUUAUUUUUUGUAGAUCAACCGUUGUAUUUAUUUAUUUAGUGAUUUUCAUACUCUUGUGUGUAAACGUACAUGGUGGAUACUUGUCUGAAUUCAUUCUUUCACAAAUUUCAUCUGGUUGUGUUAUAAAAAAGAAAAACAGUUUAAACAUUGCUCAUUGCACUAAGUGCGACAUUGUAAAUUCUGAAGAAGUUUUGAAUAAAAUUAACG